Schistosoma spindalis is the source of this 5220-nucleotide messenger RNA. The record is from the annotation of a GenBank genome assembly. Lineage: Eukaryota; Metazoa; Platyhelminthes; Trematoda; Strigeidida; Schistosomatidae.
AUGAAAGUUAAAAACAAACGUCCAUAUAAUAGGUCAGAGACAUGUACACGGAGUAGUGCUAAUAGUAAUACAAGUUCUACAACGAAUAAUACGAAUAUUUCAUCAGUAUAUAUUUCUAAUAAAUUAAAUGAACAAUUAGAUCAAUCGGAUAAUAAUAAUAAUAACUACCCUGCCUCAACAAACAAUUCACUAAAUAAUAAUGAUAUUAAUAAUAAAAGUCAUAAGAAAUCUAGUAAUUCAACAAGUAAAACUACUAAAACCCGUCAUAAAUCAAGUAAACACACAAAUUCUUCAUCCUCUUCAUCAUCAUCACCUUCUACUUCAAAUAAUAAUAAUAAUAAUAAUAAUGCUAAUAGUACUGUAUCACAAAUAAGUGGAACAUCAUUGAAAAUCACAAAUCGUGGUGGACGUACACAUGUAUCAUCUAUAAAUUCCAUUACUAAUACUAUGACUACUACUACCACUACUACUACUACUACUAAUACUACUACUAAUAAUCAUACUACUAAUAAUCAUACUACUACUACUAAUUAUAGUAAUAAUUUAAUAUCAAAUACAAUACGUAUAACAAAUUCUAAAACAAAUUGUUGUACAUUAAAUAAUUAUUCAUUAACUACAUCAACUUCAUCAUCUAUUAUUUCUAGUGGAAUUAAUGAACCAAUUGAUCCAUAUGAAUUUGCUGUAAAAACUGACGAAUCCAUUCAUCAAUGUGGAUUGAAUGAUAGUUUAAUACCAAUAAAACGAUUAAAAUUAGAUAGAAAUGAUGAACGAUGUAGCACACUGACUACUGAUUCAGCUAGAAGUAGUCCAAUGUUACAUACUACUACAAUCAAUAAUACUAAUCGUAAUGAUAAUUCCUUUAAUCAUUCAAGUCCUGGUCCCAAUUCUCCACCUCUUGCUCAAUCCUGUACACGUCCAUUAUCUGUAUUCACUGAUUUCUCUAGUUCAAAUAAUAACAACACCAAUACUAUUACUACUUCUACUACUACUACUACUACUAACAAUAAUAACAUUAAUGGAAGUAGUAUUGGAAGUGGGAUUACACGCCGUAAAUCAGAUAUUGUAGAUGCUACUCCUGUUAGUACUACUGAUAACAUGACAAUAAAUUCGUCUACAUCAUUAUCACCUCAUAAUUAUUAUACAACUAGUGAGAUCAAUGCAAAUAUAUCAAUUACAUCAGAUUCAUUAAUCUCGUUCCCAACACAGUCAAAGUUGACUGACACUAGAGCUGAAACUCCGUCUACCAUACCAGCUAGUGACCCUUCAUUAUGUGAUACUACAUCCAAUGUCACUAUCUCUGUUGAUAAGAAUAAAAAUGAUAAUACAUCUAUUAAAAUGAAUCGCAUUAUUGACACUACUCAUGAUAAUAAUCAAACAUUAAGUAGUAUGCACAAUCCUUCAUCUUUCACAUCGAAUCCAAUGUUGAAUAAUUCCGAAAAAACUCACCCAUCAGAAACAUGGAUUAUUUCACAUUCCCCCGCCUCUUCCUCUUUCUCCUCUUCCCAACCACCAACCCCACCACCACCAUUAGCAAUGACGAUGACAAUGACAACAACACCAACAACAGUGGUGUCAUCUCAGCUAACAUCGAAUAGUUUGCCCUCAUCAUCAUCAUCGAUACAAUCUUCAGUAAAAUCGCCUUUGAUGAUGUCAUCAACUAAUACCUCAACAUUGUUACCUGUCACCACCUCCGUUUCUCUAUCCUCCUCUUAUGCAUUGUCAUCUUCAUUAGCAACAACAUCACUAAUCCCAUCUAGUCAACUGUAUACGACGUCGUCGUCGUCGUCGACUAUUACUACUGCCAACACAACGUUUCCAACAAUUCUACCAGAACGGCGAUGUACCGGUGUCAAUACUCUACUAGAUAAUUCCAAGGCUACAUUAACUGAACCAGAUUUAUUAGGACCAUGUGAACCGGGCACUACAAUUUGUUUAAAUGGAAUUGUUUGGUUAGAGACUACAACUGGAGUAUUAGUUGUCAAUGUGACAUGGAGAGGUCGAACGUAUAUUGGUACUUUGUUAGAUGCAACACAACAUGAUUUCGCUCCACCUUGUCCAAGAGAUUACAUACCUCCAUUUAAAUCAUCAAUACGAUCUAGUAAUCGUACAAAACGUCGAACUGGAGUUGGAACAAAUUACAAGUCAAAUUUAACAAAUCAUCUUACAACGAAUGAUUGUAAUUGGAAAUCUACUUCAACUGGAAGACAUCGAUUACGUGGUCGAGCUUCAAAUUCACCUGCAGUCAAUAAUAAUAAUAAUAAUAAUAAUAAUAAUAAUAAUAAUAAUAAUAACAAUAAUAACAAUAAUAAUACUAAUAAUGGUAUGGAGACUAUUUCAACAACAAAUCGAUGCAAUACACAUCAUUUAACAAAAAUCGAUACUGAGAAAGAAUUAAUCAAUGAUAAUACUAUUCAAGAGGAUAAUGAUUUAAUUCAAUGUCUUCCUCCUCAUAUCUCUGAUGAAGAACAACUAACACGAAAUAGUAAUCAUAGAAAAAUGAAGUUACAUAAUAAAAGUCGUAAACUAUUUCGAGGUAGUAGUACAUCAUCUAGUGAUUGUCCAUCGGAAAUUCUACCAGAUCUUGAAAAAUUAUCUGAUAUUGGAGAUUUCACUAGUAAAACUGAUGGAAUACUUUGUGAUUCACAAAAUCUUGAUCAUUCUCGAUCACAUACUCCAUUAUGUACAAAUAAUAAUCAUAAUGUGAAUACUAAUACUACUAUUAAUAAUAAUACUGAUAAUACUAGUAGUGAUCGUGUUUGUUUUGAAGAGAAUGAUGAAUUACAUGAAACAUUUCCAAUUGGUUGUCCAAUUAAUGGUUGUAAAAAACGUUUCUCACAUGUUCUAGCAUUACGUUUUCAUUUAAAUCAUACAUCCCAUUGUAAUUUAUUAGAUUCACAUAAGAAACGUCCUUCUAGUAUUGAUUUAAAGAAAAGAGAUUUCACUAGUACCAGCUCUAUUACAACAACAACAACAACAACAACAACUACUACUACUACUACUACUACUACUACAAGUACUACUACUACUACUACUACUACUAAUACUAAUACUAAUGAUAAUAAGAAUAAUAACAAUGCAGGGAAUUGUAGUUCAAUACAUUUGAAGUGUCCACCAACUAUUUCACCAUGUCAUCCUUCCAGUUCAUCCCCAUUAGCAACAGGAAUAACAACUCCAGGUCUAUUGAAUUCACUCGGUGGACCAUUAUUGUCAUCGUCAUCAUCAUCAUCAUCAUCAUCCUUGUCAUCCUCGUUACAGCAACAGUUAAAGCAAGAAUCUAAUCUAUAUGAUCCACAAUUGCAAAGUUGUUCAGUACCACAAUUAACAUGUGAAUAUAAUCGAGAUAUAAUAUCUAUACCUGUACAACAAAAUAACAUGUCUAUUCAUCAUAAUUAUAAAUUGUAUAAUAAAAAUGAACAGAAAUUAUAUGAUACAAAUAUAUCCAAUGAUUAUAUAAAUGUAAUAAUGAAUACCAAUAAUACUAAUAAUGAUAAUAAUAAUAGUAGUAUGAAUAGUGUAAUGCAUUCAGUUAAUAAACAACGAAAUAAUGAAAUAAAUAAGCAUUCUGGCAAUAAGAAACGUUUAUCUACAUCUAUGUCAUCUAAUACUACUAAUAAUAGUUCAGUUAUUGAUAUCACUUCAUUGAGUAAUUAUAAUGGUAAUAAUGUACGUACAGUAACAGCGCAUACAGUAUCAGUGCCUCAUGGUUGUUCAUUAGAGAUUGCCGGCAAUUCAAAUUCCCGAUCUAAUCAUCAUCAUCAUCAUCAUCAACAACAACAACAACAUCAUCAUCAUCAUGGACAACAACAAAACCAUCCAACUAACAAUGGUAAUUCAUUUCCAUGCUCUAAGCGAACAACUCCAACAUCAUCAUCGUCGUCAUCAUCAUCAUCAUCAUCAGCUACUCCACGUGAUUUCAGUAGUAAACAUAAAGGGGGACAACAACAACAACAACAGUUAUCAAAUAAAUUUUCUUAUCAAAAUAUAAAAACCGAUAAUAAUAAUAAUAAUAAUUCUACAGUGAUGAAUUAUUCUCGUUACAGUAGUGGUCCUUAUCAUUGUAGUAGUUUAGAGCAACCGUCAAUAAAAACUGAAUUAAACAAUGAUUAUAUGAUGAAUUUAACAAUGUGUCAUGCAUUAUCGAAUACUACCGCUACUACUACUACUACUACUACUACUACUACUAAUACUAUGAGUACAAUGUCAAAAUUGAAGAAUUUAACAGUUAACCAGCAAGAAUUUAAUACAUCACUGUCUAAUAAUAGUAAUAAUAAUAAUAAUAAUACUAUGAUUCCAUCGUUACUUUUUCAAAAUGCAUGGAAUCUUCAACUGCCGAAUUCGUCUACCUAUACACAGUCUAUGCCAUUGUCGUUUAAUAAUAAUAGUAAAGAGGAUGAAUUGAAAUCUAAUAUGAAUUCAUUAACUAAUGGUUUAUCAUCUUCAUUAUAUUUGCCCACAUAUCCAAAUAUGCCAACACUUACUUCUUCGGGUAACAUUGUUAAUAACAGUCCCAUAAACACAAUGCCAUGUUCAUCCACACCGUCAUUAUCCAUGCAUGAAAUGUCUACAAUAUCUCAACCAUUCAAUGAUAUAAAACAAUAUAUUCCAUCUAAUCAUCAUCAUCAUCAUCAUCAUCCACUUGGUACAAGUUUAAAUACUACUUCAAAUCAGAGUGCAGAUCUUAAUACUACUACUACUACUACUAGUACUAUUAAUAGUACUAAUAGUAUGUAUUAUGGUAUUCCAGACUUUUUAGUUGCUGCUUUAAGUACUCUAGCAUCAAAUGCUUCAUCAUAUUCCUGUAUACCGGAAGCUUUUAAAUCAUAUUUUAAUCAAAAUUCUUUGAUGAACAAUACUACUAAUCCUACUAAUACUACUAAUAUGAAUAAUAAUGAUAAUUCUAUAAAUAAAGUAAAUAAUUUAUCCUCUUCAACUAUGUCAGUUUCAUCAAAUUCAGGAAUAUUGGAUGGUACCAUGAAUAAUCGAUAUUUUAAUCCACAAUUCUUUCAAAAUUAUGGGACUAAUCUUUCAAAUGUACAAAAUUUUCAAUCAUUUAAUACUAAUAAUAAUAGCGGUAAUUUAACUUUAAAUCCGGAAAGAUUAGAUCCAUUGAAGCUAUCUGCAGCUUACUUGAUGCAGUAUUCAAAUCCAGGUGCAACACAAUCAUCAUCAUCAUCAUUAUCUACGGGAACGUCAACUUUUGGGAAUAGUAUAUUACCGUGA